Molecule: messenger RNA, 3189 nt
Organism: Lepisosteus oculatus (spotted gar)
Lineage: Eukaryota; Metazoa; Chordata; Actinopteri; Semionotiformes; Lepisosteidae
Gene: pnn
Product: pinin, desmosome associated protein
Cellular component (GO): catalytic step 2 spliceosome
Source: RefSeq, a predicted model, not a curated record
UUUGCUUGUCAUUGGACAGCGUUGCUGCCAAUCAUCCUAAUUUAAGCGGAAGUAGCGAUACACUUCCCGACGUGCUCUACGGCGCAGGAGGCAGGCUGGGCUCCAGUGCUUGGACGAGGGAGAGCUAAGAUGGCGGUGGCCGUGCGAACUUUGCAAGAGCAGCUCGAAAAGGCUAAGGAAAGCUUAAAAAAUGUGGACGAGAACAUCCGCAAGUUGACGGGCAGGGAUCCGAACGAGCUUAGGCCUGGCCAAGCCAGAAGGUUGACCAUCGCAGGCCCAGGUGGAGGUAGGGGGCGUGGGCUUAAUAUACUGAGGCGUGGACUCUCGGAUGGCGGAGGGGGCCCCCCAGCUAAGCAGAGGGAUAUUGAAGGGGCGCUCUUGAGGCUGGCAGGUGAUCAGCGGGCGAGGAGAGAGUCGCGCCAUGACAGCGACGCAGAGGAUGAUGAUGAUGUCAAAAAGCCGGCGUUGCAGUCUUCAGUCGUUGCUACCUCCAAAGAACGGACACGUCGAGACCUAAUUCAGGAUCAGACCAUGGAUGAAAAGGGCAAGCAAAGGAAUCGACGUAUGUUUGGCCUGCUGAUGGGAACUCUUCAGAAAUUCAAGCAGGAAUCGACAGUGGCCACUGAAAGGCAAAAAAGGCGUCAGGAGAUUGAGCAGAAACUGGAAGUCCAAGCAGAGGAAGAGCGCAAGAAAGUUGAAAAUGAGAGACGAGAGCUUUUUGAAGAAAGGCGAGCCAAGCAGACAGAGCUGAGACUUUUAGAACAGAAAGUGGAGCUUGCUCAGUUGCAAGAGGAGUGGAACGUACACAACGCUAAAAUAAUUAAGUACAUCCGUACGAAAACAAAGCCUCCAAUCUUCUACCUUCCUGGGAGAAUGUGUUCAGCCACUCAUAAGCUCUUAGAGGAGUCUCAGAAAAAAAUGAAUGCCUUGUUUACCGAAAGGCGUGAAGAGUUUGCAGAGCAGCUAAACAAGAUGGAGGCGCGCCCCAGGCGCCAGUCGCUGAAGGAGAAAGACCAGGAGGAGGUUCAGAACGAAGACCCGCUGAAAGAAGAGCAAGAGGAGGGUAAGCCGUCUCGGCACGAGACCGAGGGGGAAGAGACAGGUAACCAGAGCAACGACGUAGAGAUGGAGGAAGCAGGGGAGAGGGAGGAGAAAGAGGUGAGUGUAGUUCAUAGUGAUGUGGAAGUCGAGCAGGAAGAGAGGGGGAAGCAGGCAGCACAGGAGCCGGCUCAGUCAGCGGAAGUGGAAGGAGCAGAGGAGGAAGAGGGGGGUGCUGCUGAGUUCAGGGAGGUAGAGGAGCAGGCGGAGACUGUUGCAGAGGUCAGGGUGAGCGAGGAGUCUCAGUCAGGAGCCAAUGAUCAGGAGAUGGAGGAACCUAAACCGCAGAGCCCCGCUCCUGUAGAAAUGGAGGUCGGCAAUGACAAAGCAGAGGAGGAUGAGCAAGAAGCAGAGGCUGAGGCACAAGCUGAGCAGGAGUCCGCUAUGCAGGUGGAAAGGCAGGAAAACGGCCUGGAAGCGAGGCCGGCUGAUGGCGAGCAGCCACCGGAGGAGCCGGCCCCCCGUGUUCCCGAGCCCGAGCUGGCCCCCGAGGGGAUCGCGGCGGCAGCUCCCGGGAGCCAGCCCGGCCUCGAGCCCGCCGCGCAGGCCGGUCCGCCGCGACCAGAGCAGGCAGCGCCGCCGCCGCAGCAGGCGGACGACCUCGCCAAGGAGCCGGGCCUCCCAGGCGAUGGCGGCGCGCAGGGCCGGGGCAGGGCGCCGGACAGGCACAAGGGCCGGAGCAGCAGCAGCUCGUCCUCGAGCAGCUCGUCCAGCUCCAGCAGCAGCGGCAGCAGCUCGAGCAGCAGCUCGAGCGGCAGCAGCAGCCGGAGCACCUCCAGCAGCAGCACCUCCAGCAGCCACAGCAGCUCCAGCAGCAGCACCAGCAGCGAGAGCAGGAGCCGCAGCCGCGGCCGGGGCGGGGCCGGGGGUGGGGCCGGGGGCGGGCACGCCCGCGACAGGAAGCGCAGGAGGCGGCCCUCGGAGAGGGAGAGGGACAGAGAGAGGAAGAGGGGGGCGGCGGGUGUGGAGCGGAGCCACAAGACCUCCAAAGGCAGCAGUCGAGACGCCAAGAGGCCCAAGGACAAGACCUCCAGGGCAGACGGGAAGAGGUCGGUCUCGGAGGGCAGUCGAUCUGGGAAGAGGCCUUCUCGCGGCGAGAGAGAGCGAAAGACGGAGAGAAAGGACAAAAGGCGCUGAGCAGAUGACAGGCCGCCCCCCCCACCCCCUUCCUUUAAAAAGAGAAAAGCCGCUAUCUUCAGCUGGAGGGGACUGUAAAUGGACGAGCGGGAAGAAUAGUUCCUUUGUAAGGAAUAGAAUCGCCUUAUGAAUCACUCGCUGACUUUUUUUUUACGAAGAAACACAAACCCGAUGAGGCAUUGCUUAAAAUAAAACUUCUCAGUUUACGUCCUUUUUACCUGGCUUGCGUAGUGUUCCUCAGACUGACACGAUGUCGUUUUAAAUUUCGGACCGGACCCGGCUUCCUGUCGGGUGAUUCUUCCUGAGCUGUUCAGUGUUUGUGUUGGAGGGGGAGGGGGUUAUAUUGAAAUGGAAUACCUCGUGUGUUUAAAUUGAAGUUGGUAAUUGUGAUGUCGGUGUUGCAAAAGAAAAUGGUCCCUCUGGGUUUUGAACAUGCAAUUUUUUAAAAAAACGUACAUGUUUUAAAGGUUUCUACUGAUCUAGCCAUUGCGUAUUUUCAUUUUGUCAUUUGUUAGCCGAAUGGCAUUUUGUUUUGUACUGAUCCUCUGAGCAAGCGGGCUGCUUUCUUCCCUGUGGCCUUGCCUGCAGAAUGCUGGCUUUGGCUGUGUUGCCUUGCAGUGCACAGAGAUUGUCCUGAGACUGUGCAUCAUUGCAGCUGUCUUCUAUCUGCUCAGUGGCAGUGUGUUCCUGCCAGCUGUCCCUGAUGUGGAAUUAAAUGAUGCAGCCCUCUAUUUUAAUGUGUACGUUUCAUUUUGUAUUUUAUUCUUUUGUAAAUGCCUGUUGGCACCCACGAGGGAUAAUCAAGUGUCGCACCUCCAAAGCUUUUUUUGUCGGGGACAUUGGGAGUCUGUAGCUCAAUGGCUCAAUGGAACAUUUUUGGCCUUUAUGGGGGGUGUCUGUACAACUGAAAUUGAAGCCCCUUCCUAAAUAAAAGCGUCUUUGUUGCUUCUAAAA